AUGAAGAUGAUUUCAUACUCAGUGCACCGUGAGGAAGACGCGUUUCUGGCGAAGAAAGAGAGCAAUCGAGUACUUGAGAAGGAGCUCCUGCAUGAGCAGGAGCUUCGCCGUGAGACCCAGCGCCGACUGGAGGCUCAGGAUGAAAUGCUGCAGAUGCUUCAGGGCAUUCGCGAAGCGCAGUCGAAGUUGGGUGCAAGCUUGGGGUUGACAUUGUGA
This is a messenger RNA of Leishmania braziliensis MHOM/BR/75/M2904, 216 nucleotides long. RefSeq lists its product as hypothetical. The record is from RefSeq and is a predicted model, not a curated record. Lineage: Eukaryota; Euglenozoa; Kinetoplastea; Trypanosomatida; Trypanosomatidae. The transcript has a single exon. The coding region runs from base 1 to 216 and encodes 71 amino acids.